AACCUGAAACCUCAUGGUUCCCAGUCGGAUUCAUUUCCGCUGCGCCAUGACGGGAACUUCUCAAGCCAGAUUUUGUUAGGUUUAGCCAGCUAUUGCUGUUUCAGUAACCUGCCUGUUUCUAUUUUUUGCCCAUUUUCUUACUGAUGUGUAAGAUAAAAAAUUCUUACGUUAAGAUUAGCCCUUUUAGAGUCCUCCUCUGGCACAGCAGGUUAAGGAUCUGGCGUUGUCCCUGCAGCUGCUUGGGAAAUUCCACAUGCCAUGGGCAUGCCCUCCCCCAACACCCCCGAAAAAAGAGAUUGGCCUUUUAUUCAGUCAUAGUCCUACAAAUAUAUUGUCUUUGCCUUUUUACCUAACAUUCUUUUCCUCCCCAAUUUGGUACUUUUUAUACAGUCUAAUUUAUUUCCUUUCUGGCUUCUGGGUUUUGUCAUGUUUAGAAAACUCCUCCUCACUUCAAAAUUAUUUUGUGAAAUUACUUGAUAAUUUCUCUGGAUAUUUUUCCAGAUUCUUUGUUACGUUUAUGAUUCUAGCCUAUCUGGAAAUUAUUUUAGGAUAACAAUUAGUUCCAAUUUUGUCUUUCCUGGAGCUCCCACUGUGGUGCAAUGGGUCAGGGGAGUCUUGGGAGCUCCGGGCUGCAGGUUUCAUUCCAGGUCCAGCACCGUGGGUUAAGGAGCCGGCGGUGCCGCAGCUGUGGCUUAGGUCGCAACUGAGACUCAGAUCUGACCCCUGGCCUGGGAGCUCUAUAUGCCACGGGGCAGCCAAAAAUGAAAACCAAAAAAACCCCCAAAAACCAACAAACAAUGUUUGUCUUUUCUAACCCUGGCUCUUUGAUCAAUGAGUCAGUUUUCUGGGAGUUUUAUCUUUUCUAACCUUGUCUCUUGAAUCAAUGAUUCAGUUUUCUGGGAGUUCCAGAACAAUCCAGAUUUCCCAGAUUUUUGGAGAUGUGAGUGAACCUGGCUGUUGACACAUAGCUGGUCGUGGCCUAGGCACCCCCGGCCCAACCCAGGUCUUUUGCUGCUCACUGAGUCCUUGGCCCAGACCCCAGUGGGGAACCCAGGCAGACCACUCUCACUGGGCCAUGGGGAUGCCAGGUGGCCCCUUAGUGACCUGGAUGCCCAUUUGACUGUAGCCUGGGCUGAGCCCUUCCUCAGUAAAUCUGGCCCUGGCUCCCUUCCCCUCUUCCCUCCCAUCCCAUCUGUGCACGGCCCUGCCUGCCCCUGCCGAUUCUCUGCGGAAAUUUGCAUCAUGCGGCAGCAGGAGGGCUCUUGAGGACUGCUGCACCGAGCCAUGGUCUGCUCGGCCGCCCCUGCACUGCUCCUGGCCAUGACUCUCCCCCUCGUGGGGUCACCAGUUGCCCGAGCAUCCCAGCCUGGACAGAGCCAGGCUGGAGGGGAAUCUGGGCAGCCACUGGACCAAGAAAGUGGAGCAGGUGAAUCAGCCCUGCUCUCAGUCUAUGCACAGCUGGACUUCGCACAUGAGACCUGGCCAGCAGCGCUCUCGGGACCCCUGACUCUCCCCGCUGCCUCGGGGUCCUUUGCCCCCGUAACGCUCACUGGCCUCAGCCUCACCACAGAGUGUAAGGUCAACCAGGAUGGGUGUAGCUAUUGUGCCUGCCUGUCUGGGUACCAGUGGAACGCCAGUGUCUGCUCCCAUCACGAUCCCUGCCAAACCCACCUCAAGCACCAGCCUUGUGGCUGCCUUGUCUUCAGCCCCAUGGAAGCCGGGUACUGCCAGCUGCUGCCACCUGUCCCCGCCACUCUGAGCCUCAACUCCUGGCUGCAGAUGCCUGGCAGCACCCUGAACCUGACCCUCCUCACAAGCCAGGAGACCACCAACAUGAACUGGUUCCUGUGGCGCACAGGGAGCCCAAGCCCUGUCCUCCUGUGGGCAGGGACACGUGUGUCCCUGACCUCCAGCCCGGGCCGGGCUGUCCUCAGCAUCAUGAACAUCUCCCAUAAAUGGGCAGGUGAGUACAUCUGCUGCUUUGAGGCCCAGGGAUUCAGGUGGGAGCUGCAGCAGGUGGUGAGAGUGCCCCUGCGGGAGACAGACGUGACUCGGCUUCCAGACCAGCUCUCCAUCUCCUGUGCCACCUCCCCCGGCUUCCAGCUGAGUUGCUGCAUCCCCCGCACACACCUGGGAUACAUGGCCUCCUGGAGCCCCAGAGAGGGCAGUGAAGCCGCCUUAGUCCACACAGCGGACUCCCAGUGCUUUGGGCUGGCUGUUCAGCACUGCCCUACAGCUGACACCACGUACACCUGUGACCUGCAGAGCCCGGGACUGACCCCUGUCAGGGUCGCUGUCUCUGUCACCGUCAUCCAGGAUGGAGACGCCACCUGCCCUGAGGAAGCCUCAGCUGUGGCCUGGAACGUCACCAAGGCUGGCCAUGUGGCACAGGCCCCGUGUCCGGGGAACAGGACGGGCAUGGUGAAGAGGGCUUGUGGGCCGGAUGGGGUCUGGGGGCCCAUCCACAGCGGCUGCACAGACACGGGGCUCCUGGCCUUGCAUCAAAGAGUCCGGCUGCUGCGGGCAGGCCAGGGCUGGCCUGUGACAGAGGUGCCACAGAUCCUGGCUCAGCUGCUGGAACAGGUAGUGGUGGUGGCCUCACCCUCCGACUUACUGGCACUGGUGCACACCAUGACAGUCCUGGCCAAGGUGGUGGCAGAUGCCAGAAUACAGCUCAACUACAGCGGCCUGGAGGCUCUUCUGAACACCACGGACAAGGUCCUUGACAUGGACUCCGGAUCCCUGUGGACUCCGGCCCGGGCCCAGAAGCCCUUGGUGGGCUCCAACCUCCUGCUGGCUGUGGAGAUGCUGGCACGCAGCCUGUGCCCACAGGACCAGCCCUUCUCCUUCGUCUUGCCCAACGUGCAGCUGCAGACCCAGCUCCUGGGGCCCACGUCUCCUGCUGACUACAGAGUGUCCUUCCCGACUCAGCCCCCGCUGCGGGCAUGGAUUCCCCGGCACUCACUGGCCCCACUGAGCCGUAACGGCACCAAUGUCAGUAUUACCAGCCUGGUGCUGCAAAAACUGGACCACCUUCUGCCCUCGAACUAUGGACCAGGGCUGGGGGACUCUCUCUCUGUCACUCCUGGUCUGGUCCUCGUCAUCUCCAUCACGGCAGGUGGCCAGGUCUUCAACCAGGGAGAGGUCAUCAUGGACUUUGGGGACACAGAUGGCAGCCCCCACUGUGUCUUCUGGGACCACGAUCUCUUCCAGGGCAAGGGGGGCUGGUCUGACGCAGGGUGCCGGGUGCAGGCAGCCAGUGCCAGCCCUACCACUCAGUGUAUCUGCCAGCACCUCACUGCCUUCUCCAUCCUCAUGUCCGGACACACGGUUCCCCAAAACCCCACCCUGGAGCUGCUGAGUCAGAUGGGCUUGGGGGCCUCCAUUCUGGCACUGCUGCUGUGCCUGGGCGUGUACAGGCUGGUAUGGAGAAUCGUGGUGCGGAACAAAGUUGCCUACUUACGCCACGCAGCCCUGCUCAACAUGGUGCUCUGCCUGCUGGCCGCAGACACCUGCUUCCUCGGGGCCUCACUGCUUCCUCCAGGGCCCCGCAGCCCCCUCUGCCUGGCCGCUGCCUUCCUCUGUCACUUCCUCUACCUGGCCACCUUUUUCUGGAUGCUGGCCCAGGCCCUGAUGUUGGCCCACCAGCUGCUCUUUGUCUUCCAUCAGCUGUCCAAGCACCGAAUGCUCUCCCUGAUGGUGCUCCUUGGCUACCUGUGCCCACUGGGGUUCGCAGGUGUCGCCCUGGGCCUCUACCUGCCCCGAGGGCAAUACCUGGGGGACGGGGAGUGCUGGCUGGACAGGAAGGGAGGGGCGCUCUACACCUUCGCGGGGCCAGUGCUGGCCAUCGUGGGCGUGAACGGGCUGGUACUCACCAUGGCUGUGCUGAAGCUGCUGCGACCUUCCCUGUCGGAGGGACCCCAGGUGGAGAGGCGCCAAGCCCUCCUGGGCGUGCUCAAAGCUCUGCUCAUUCUCACACCCAUCUUUGGCCUCACCUGGGGGCUGGGCUUGGCCACUCUGCUGGAGGACAUCUCCGUGGUCCCGCACUACCUCUUCACAGUGCUCAACGCCUCCCAGGGCGUCUUCAUCUUAUUGUUUGGUUGCCUCACAGACAGGAAGGUCCAAGAGGCUUUACGCAAACGCUUCUGUCGCGCCCAGCCCCCCACAUCCACCAUCUCCCUGACCACAAAUGAAGCCUACAUCCCGGAACAGAGCAAAGGAAGAAGCCAGGAUGCCAGGUGAGAAUGAAGCCCUGGGAGCAGCGUGGAGCGAGGAUGAGGAUACGAAGGGCUUUCCAGCAAAGCUCUAAAAAGGAAACUCCUCUUCAUAUGCCUGUCCCAACCCAAAAGACAGAACACAGACUUCUCCAAGUAGAUGUUUCUAGAUGGGCUGGAGAAGGCGGAGGCCUCAGAGAGCAGUGGACAUGGCAUCCCCUCCUGCUUUCCCAGAAAGACGGAAGGAGUGUCACCACCGCCAACCCUUGAGUUAGCUCACUCUGAAAAUUCCUUUUCACACUAUCAAAAUUUUAGUUAACCUAAAAAACAAUUGUUUUGAAGGAAUUGCAUUGGUGGGUCUGGUGUCCAGAGGGUAGGGUAGACGGCAGAGGCUUCAGGGCCAGCAUCUUUCAUGGGGAAGACAGAAGUUUGAGUGACCCACUUGCAGAGCCUGGUUCCUUCAAGGGAGCCAAGGGUGUGUUCUUGAAUCCAGGGACAGGACACUUCCCAGCUCAGCCCUGGGGAAAGAUAGGUUUGUUUCCAUUAGUCACACUCAUUUCUCUCGAAGCUCACCUGUCCCCACCCCUAAAUUUUCUAAGCAAGAAAAGCAUGAAAAACCAGUUAAAGCUACCUAAUACCUGUCUUUGCUGAAAAAGCAAUCAACAGAUAUCAAAGUUCAAAAUAAUUACAAGUAAAACUGUCUCAACUAAUUUUUAACUAAUCAACAGUUCAUGUUACAGAUAUAUUUGAUAAAAAUGGUUUUAACUAUUCAGUGAUUUCUUGUCUGAUUAUUUCUUCUCUCUAGUUACAAAGAAAAAAUGGCUUAAUUGACAGGAACUCUGACCUUCCAAACGUUGGAGGCGAAGGGGAGAAUUUGGUUUCUCUUUUCAAAAUUUAGGAAAAGGUGAAAUUAAUAGGUCCUUUUUUCUUUAACCUCUAUAAAACACAGUACUAUGAAAUGUAAGUUUCAGGAGUUCCCCUUGUGGCUCAGCAGUAAGGACCCUGACUAGUAUCCAUGAGGACGCAGGUUCAAUCCCUGGCCUCGCUCAGUGGG
Sus scrofa (pig) is the source of this 5268-nucleotide messenger RNA. It is a transcript of the gene ADGRF3, whose product is annotated as adhesion G protein-coupled receptor F3. Gene Ontology annotation, molecular function: G protein-coupled receptor activity. The record is from RefSeq and is a predicted model, not a curated record. Gene Ontology annotation, cellular component: membrane. NCBI's taxonomy places the organism in Eukaryota, Metazoa, Chordata, Mammalia, Artiodactyla, Suidae. Gene Ontology annotation, biological process: cell surface receptor signaling pathway; adenylate cyclase-activating G protein-coupled receptor signaling pathway.